This is a messenger RNA of Trichomonas vaginalis G3, 3555 nucleotides long. RefSeq names its product regulation of response to stimulus. Lineage: Eukaryota; Parabasalia; Trichomonadida; Trichomonadidae. The transcript has a single exon. Bases 1 to 3555 code for a protein of 1184 amino acids. The record is from RefSeq and is a predicted model, not a curated record.
AUGCUGUUUUAUUUCUUUUCUAUUCUUUCCCUUUGUGAAGAACAGAAAGAAGUACCAGCAGAGAAAAUACCAGCUGAAAUCAAGCUCGCUGAUGCUACAUUUUAUGGUAAAUUCGAUGAAAAAACUUUAGCAUAUACUUUUACUCGAAAAUCUGAUGAUACAACAUCAAUUCUUUCUGGUUCAAAGCUUACAAUCAAGUCAGCAUCCGUUGAAUAUCAGAAGAAAACACUUAAAAUCUCAUCAAUUGCUCCAAAUGCAUUUAAAGGAUCCGAUAUCGUUAAAGUUGAGAUCUCCAUACCCUUAGAAUCAAUUGGCGAAGGUGCAUUCGAAGAUUGCUCCAAGCUAUCAUCAGUAACUCUCGAUGGAACAUCACUUUCAUUGAUUCCAUCAAGAACAUUCGCAAAUUGCAACUUAUUAUCUUCUGUUGUUCUCCCCAACACAAUCAAAACAAUUGGCGAUGCAGCAUUUUCAUGCACAAAGCUCUCUGAGUUCAAAUUUCCUUCAACAUUAACAACAAUCGGCCAUGAUGCCUUCGAAUUCAAUCAAUUUACCGAGAUCGAUUUCUCCAAAUCCAAAGUAGAGAAGAUUGGCUACCACGCCUUUUACAACAACACGAAAUUGAAAAAUAUAAAAUUCGGAAAUUCACUUAAGACUAUUUCUGGCUCUGCCUUUUCAUGCACAGCCAUUGAAGAGCUCAAAGUUGAUGCCGCCGUUACAAGAAUCAUGAAAUCCGCCUUUGCAUAUUGCAAUUUAAUGAAAUCAGCUGAUUUAACAUCUACAAAGAUCGAAGUAUUAGAUGAAUUCGUAUUUACCAAGUGCACGAGUCUUACCGAGAUCAAACUCCCAUCAACAGUUACAUCAAUUGGUUCAUGUGCACUUUCUGAGACCGAUUUAACCGAAUUUGUUGUUCCAAAGUCCGUAAGUAAGCUUGGCCAAGCCAUUUUCCGUAACUGCCCUCGUCUUGCAACCGUAGAUUUAUCUGCCUGCAAAGUAUCUAAUGUUCCUGUUGCCAUUUUCACCAAAUGCAUUGCCCUUGCCAAAGUAAUUUUCCCAGAGAACUGCACUGUCAUAGAAAAGCUCGCUUUCUCAUAUUCCGGCAUUUCCACGAUUGAUCUUCCAUCCACAUUGACAUUAAUCGGGGAAGGCGCAUUCAGAAACUGCGCGUUCCUUCAAUCCAUCGAUCUCUCCAACACAGCUCUCAAGAAAGCCUCCGCUUUCGCUUUCGCAGGUUGUUCAACUUUGAAUUCUGUCACUUUUCCAGAAAAAAUGCCAGAAUUUGGUGAUUACUCGUUUUCCGACACUGCCUUUACCAAACUAGUCGUUGGUAACGAGAUGAAAUCUGCAGGUCGUGGUGUAUAUGCCAAUUGCAAGAAGCUUGAAGAGGUAGAUUUAACAAACAUCGAAUUAGAAUCAGUUCCUGCAUCGAUGUUUGAAAACUGUUCAAGUUUGAGGGAGAUCAAAUGGCCUGAUUUUCAAUUAGCUAUAUCAGAACGCUCCUUCUAUGGUACAGCUAUUACUACACUAGAGAUGCCAUCAACUAUUUCCUUCAUUUCUGCUUCAACAUUCCAAAACUGUACAAAACUGACAAAAAUUUCAUUGAGUGACAUCAUGUUUGAUGAAUUACCGAUGUUUGCUUUUGCAAACUGUUCCAGUCUUUCCCAAGUAGAAUUCCCGUCAUCGUCCAUCCGUAUUCUAAAGGGAGUUUUCGCUGGAACGGCCAUCAGAGAAAUCACUUUUCCGAAGGCAUUCGCGUCAGUCGGAGAAUCAGCGUUCGAAGGCUGCAAACAACUUGAAAAAGUGAAUUUGCAGGACACGAUGAUUGAGAUUAUUCCGAAAUCCGUGUUCAAGGACUGCACGAAUUUGAAACAAGUGACAUGGCCUGGCCAGAAAUUCUCUGUCGGAGAGGAAUCCUUCGCAAAUUCUGGUCUGGAAAUGCUGGAAAUUCCAGGAAAUCUCGUCAAACUCGAAAAGAAAGCUUUUGCAAAUUGUCACUUUUUGUCAAAUGUUAACAUGAAUGGCAACAACUUAAAUAUCAGUAGUUAUUGCUUCAGUGGCUGUGACAGUUUGAACACUUUCACGUGGAGUGGCAGCGAAUGCAUGGUAGGAGAUUAUGCAUUGAGUUACACUGGAUUUAGACAAUUCGCAAUUCCAGAAAAACUCGCGAAAGUAGGUGUCGGAUUGUUAUUUGGCUGUUCUUUCUUGGAAACACUUGAUAUUUCUAAGUGUUCUUUCACAGAAAUUCCUGAAAAAUUCUGCUGCGGAUGCGAGAGAUUGACAACAAUCCAAAUCGAGUCUGGCUCUGCCGUGAAAAUCUUCGGACCUUACUCUUUCUGCAACUGCACUUCCCUUUCUAAUUUCAACUUCGUUGGAUCAGUUAGAAAACUUGAUAAAGGAUCAUUCAUGAAUACCAAUUUCUCGACGAUUAAAUUUCCCUCAAAUAUUCAUGAAAUAGAAGUUGGCGGUUUUGCCAACUGCCAACAUUUACAACGCAUUGAUUUGAAUGAUUCCAAUGUUUGUUUGUUAUGUCCACAUUCUUUCACGAACUGUUUCAAACUGAGAGAGAUAAUUUUCCCUCACGUUCAAACAGCAAUUCUUUCUUAUGGUUUUGAGUCUUGUGGAUUUGUUGAUUUGACAAUUCCUAAAGAAGUUACAUACAUUGGCGCACACGCGUUCGAGAACUGCCCUAAUUUAGUGUCCGUGAACAUGUCUUCUUUAGUUAUGACACGUAUUUUGCCGGGACUUUUCACUAAUUGCAGCAAUUUAUACAAGGUUUUGCUGUCACCUUGGACAGCGGAAUUGUGCAGAGAAGUAUUCAGAGGAACUAAAAUUAGUGAAGUAAUAUACGAUGAAAAGAUGGAAGUAAUAGAACCAGGUGUUUUCAUGGAUUGCAAAGAAUUAAUUUCUGUUGAUAUUAGUCGCACAAAAGUGACAAAUAUUUCUGCCAGAACAUUCAUGAAUUGCGAACGCCUUGUUCGUGUAAUGCUUCCUGAUUGUGUUAAGCAACUCCACACAAUGUGCUUCUGCAAUACGCCAAUGGAAUCCUUCAAAUGCCCAAGAAGCCUUGUUGUUAUCGGUUGGGGCGCUUUCUUGAAUUCUUCUUUGAAGACAUACGAAAUGAGAGGUGUCCAGGAGAUCCAGGAUUGCGCAUUCGAAGGCUGCCCAAUUGAUAAAUUAGUUCUACCAAGAACUUCACUGAAAAUUGGCGCAAGAGCAUUCGCAAGAACGAAUUUGAAGGAUUUCUCAAUUCCUGCCAAUGUUUAUGAGAUCGGACAGCGCUGUUUCAUGAAGACAAAGGCAAAUAAAGUGGACAUGCAGAUAUCUAACAUCAUCGACCUUAACUUGAACUUGUUUGAAGGAACAAAGAUCAAGAAACUCGUCCUUCCAAACUAUUUGCAAUGCAUCGAUGGAGAAGCUCCUGAUUGCGACAUUUAUUACUGCGGAGAAGGACCAAUUGAUGGUUAUAUUGUCGCAAAGUCAUUGACAGUAAAGAAAGGAAGGAAGAUUGAUAUAGUUGUGAAGAAUAUGAUUGAGUCAGAACAAUGUCCUUCUCUUUAA